GAAAGAAAUAACUUUCCAUUUCACCCUUUCAAAAAGCAACUGAGAAAAAAAAAAAAAAGCAACUGAGAGAUAUUUCAGGGCUUCAACAGCAAAGUGCUGCACCAGACUCAUACUUUCAGAGCAGCUGCUGUGGGAGAAAUGGUCCAAAGAAGGUCAAGAGCAAAAGCAGGGAAACCUUAGGAUGAUGCAGUGGUUCUAGGUACAGAUGCCAAGGCCUGGGAUGAGGAUGGAGGCUGUGGAGGAGGUGGGUGAAAGAAAACAGAAAAGAAAGCUGUUUGGGAGGUCGUGUCAAGAUAAUUAAGGUGAUCCGUCAGCUCUCAGUGGGGGAGGGAGAAGUCAGGAUGAUGCCCCAGUUCUGGCAGAAAUGCCAAGAUGGAUGGGGGCCAUUCUCGGAGACAGGGACUACGUUCGGGGAAGGCCUGAUGGGGACCGCAAGUUCAAAUUCAGAUGAGUUGAAUUCAAGUGGGGAUGUCAUGUACACCACCCCCAGCAUUCUCCAAGAUUCAAGGAAAUUGAACUCUGUCUAGGAAGCCAAGUCUGACCAUCUCCAAUGAGGGCCCAGACGGAGAAAAGAUGAGUGGUGACGGAUCUUCACCUAAGCAGCAGAGACAAGAAUCAGAGGGAAGCUCCCCUCAGGUAGCACAGGAGAAACCCCUCUGCCUGUCUUCUCCGGCCGCUCCCGACGACCUGCACGCGGAAUCUCUGAGGCCCGAAGAUGACUUCUGGGGCCCCACAGGGCCUGUGGCUAUCAAGGUGGUUGACCAAGAGAGGAGCCUUUACCGAGUUCACUUCCCCAUGGCCGGCUCCUACCACUGGCCCCACACAGGUCUCCACUUUGUGGUGAGAGGGCCCGUGACCAUUGAAAUUGAAUUCUGUGCCUGGGACCAGUUCCUGAACAAGACCAUCCCACGUCCCAACUGGAGAGUUGCAGGACCUCUCUUUGACAUCAAGGCCGAGCCAGGAGUCGUGGCAGCUGUGUACCUCCCCUACUUUGUGGCCCUCCAAGAGAGCUGUGUGGACAUCUCCUGGUUCCAAGUUGCCCACUUCAAAGAGGAGGGGAUGGUCUUGGAGAAGCCAGCCAUGGUGGCGCCAUCUUACGCCGUCCUGGAGAACCCCAGCUUCUCCCCCAUGGGAGUGCUGCUGAGAAUGGUCCACACUGCCCUGCGCUUCAUUCCCGUCAUCUCCACAGUGAUGCUCUACCAUCACCCCCAUCCUGAGGAGGUCACCUUCCACCUCUACCUGGUCCCCAGCGACUGCUCCAUUCAGAAGGUGCCCCUGAGAGCCAGAAAGGCCAUAGAUGAUGAAGAAAGGAAGUUCCAAUUUGUGCGAAUUCACAAGCCACCCCCACUGAACCCGCUGUACUUGGGCAGCCGCUACAUUGUGUCUGGUUCCGAGAAUCUGGAAAUUAUUCCAGAGGAGCUGGAACUCUGCUAUCGGAGUCCCAGAGAACCCCAGCUAUUCUCUGAAUUCUACGUUGGUCAUUGGAGGUCAGGGAUCAAGCUGCAAGUGACCAACAAGAAAGAUGGGAUUGUGGUAUGGGAAGCCUUGGUGAAACCAGGAGACCUCAGACGUGCAGCUGCUCAAGUCCCUACAGGCCCCAUAGCCUCACCUUCACCCUCAAAAGCCCCGGGCUCACUUCACUUCGUGGACCGGUACCGGGAGCAGCUGGUGGCUCGAGUGACAUCAGUGGACCCCAUCCUGGACAAGCUGCAUGGACAGGUACUGAGUGAGGAGCAGUAUGAGGGGGUGCGGGCUGAGGUCACCAAGCCAGACCAGAUGCGGAAGCUGUUCGGCUUCAGCCGGUCCUGGGACUGGGCCUGUAAGGACCGCCUCUAUCAAGCCCUGAAGGAGACCCACCCUCACCUCAUUGUGGAGCUCUGGGAGAGGUGGGGGUUGGAGAAGACCACUGGGGCUUCCUGCCAAACUCAGAAGCUGUCUGAACACCUGCUCUGAUCCCGGCUGGCUCAUGGGCCUGUUUCUUUAUCUGUGAACAAUUGCCACCUGAGUUGCCUUCUCAGCCUAAAGUUAUGAAACUUUGACGAUGGCUUUGCCAGGUGUAUGUCCAUGCCCGGGGAUGCCACCCAGGCCCCUAGACUGCCUUCCAUGGCUUUCAUGGGCCAGCCAUCCAGGUAGGAUGAUAGCAUCUCAGGGAGUGUCCACUGGGAGCUGGAAGGACUUCUGCAGGCUUAUAGAAGCCUAAUCCAAGAACCUGGUUUGGGGGCCACUGCAGCCAAGCUUAGAGCCCCCUCUGGACCAUCCUCGUGACGAGGAGUAAGGAAGACAUGGGACCAGCCACCCCUGGCUGGAGACAGACAAUGGAAAUGGACACCUGGUUGGGGGGGUUGUUGACUGGCUUGUGAACAGGGGCAAAGGCAGAUUGGCUUUUCACUUGCCCACACUGAGCUUGGUUUUUGUAUUAGUCCCAACUGUGCUUCAUUGUUUCUGAAGUCGAGAUGGAUCCCGAGAGCCAGGAGACGGUGAAGAAGGAGGGGGGAUGAAGGCCUAGUGGCAGCCCAGAUGUCCCCUCCUGUGGUGCCAACCCUAGAGAAAUAAAAGCAGAGGUCCAUAUAGUUUUAUACACUAAAUAAAUUUUUUAAAAGAUUUA
Messenger RNA from Sus scrofa (pig), 2605 nucleotides. NCBI's taxonomy places the organism in Eukaryota, Metazoa, Chordata, Mammalia, Artiodactyla, Suidae. The record is from RefSeq and is a predicted model, not a curated record.